UCAUGGGGACGAUACCCCGCGUUAAACUAUUGACAUUACAACAACAUACGACGUAGUAACGUUUCCAAACAGCCACGAGGCGGCCGGAAGUGGAAAAACAAAAAAAACUGGAAAUUCCAAGGGCUCGCGCGCUGCAGUUUGGGAAUGGGUUGCAUUCCCUGCUCGUCCAAAUGGAGAAUAAAGGGAGCGACGAGGUGGAAACGUUGAAGACAAAGUUCGUGUCUGUGUGGCACAAUGUGAAAUACAGUUGGGCUCUGAAAUCAAAGACCUCCUUCAGUAGAAAUUCCCCGGUGCUUCUCCUCGGAAAAUGUUACCACUUUAAGGUCGAAGAUGACGACGGCGUUCCAGAAGCCUCCAACGAAGACUGCGUGAUGGGGAACGCCGAGGCUUUCCGGAAGGAUUUUGCGUCCCGGGUGUGGCUCACCUACAGGGAGGAGCUGCCCCCUCUGCCCUGCUCCACCCUGACCUCCGACUGCGGCUGGGGCUGCACGCUGAGGGCCGGGCAGAUGAUGCUCGCUCAGGCUCUUCUUCUGCACUUCCUGGGCCGAGACUGGACCUGGUCGGAGGCGAUGACGCUGCAGCCGUUGGACACGGAGACGUGGACCGCCGCCGCCGCCCGCCGCCUGGUGGCCUCCCUGCACGGUUCCCCCAGGCCCCCCUCGGGUCCAGGAUCCCCGCCCGCGCAGCAGACCCGGGGAUCCGCGGAGGAGGCGGAUGCCCAUCUGACGGAGAUGCACCACCGCACGCUGGUGUCCUGGUUCGGGGACGGACCCUCGGCCCAGCUGGGCCUCCACAGGCUGGUUCACGCGGGCCUGACGAUGGGGAAGCGGGCAGGGGACUGGUACGGGCCGGCUGUGGUGGCACACAUCCUCAAGAAGGCAGUGGAGGAGGCGACGGACCCCGGCCUGGCGGCCAUCACCGCUUACGUCUCCCAGGACUGCACAGUGUACAGUGGUGAUGUCAUCGAUAGCCACAGCAGGGCGCCGAGAGAUAGGCAGGCCGAGAGGCCCGAUGCCCCUCCUCCCGAUGCCCCUCCUCCCGAUGCCGCUCCUCGGGCCGUCAUCAUCCUCAUCCCUGUGCGGCUUGGAGGGGAGAAGACAAAUCCAGACUAUUUUAACUUUACAAAGAGCAUCCUGAGUCUGGAGUGCUGCAUCGGCAUCAUCGGAGGGAAGCCCCAACAGGCCUGCUACUUUGUGGGAUUUCAAGAUGACAGCUUGAUUUACAUGGACCCUCAUUACUGUCAGUCUUUUGUGGAUGUCAGCAGCAGCGAUUUCCCUCUCCAGUCGUUUCAUUGCCCCUCGCCGAAGAAGAUGCCGUUCAGCAAGAUGGACCCGAGCUGCACCAUCGGGUUCUACUCCAGAAGUGCUCAGGACUAUGAGAGAAUCAGCCAGGAGCUGUCUAAGGUGCUGCAGCCGUCGGCGGCGAGGGAGAAGUACCCGGCGUUCACUUUAAUGCGAGGUCGCGUCGGAGAUUACGACCCGUCUGCUGGCGUGACCCCGGUGAGGAGGGAGUGGCCCUUCAUCCGUGACCCGCGCCGGACCACCACCACCACCACCACCGGGGACUUUGUGCUGCUCUGAUGGCACCGCGGGGGGCGAUGAAUCGUACUGCUGAUAUCCAACGUCUCGCUGUGGAACUUUAUAAAACGACAGUGACUUGGGGAACACGACCUGGUUCCUUGUUCUAAAAAAAAAGUGAUUUUGCAUAUGAUGUCCAUAAGGUGCGACGCCACCUGGACAUCACGGAGUCGCAUCCUGUCGGUCCACUUCAACAUCUGCAGUAUUCAGAGAAGCAUUUCUGUGGUUAGCACAAAUAAUGUGGCCCGAGGGCUCUCGAUGGUGCCAAAUAACCCGUUACCAUGUCGUUUUUAAUAUGCAGAAAAAGUAUUUCACGUGUUAUUAUUAACACGCACUGAAGUGAAAACAUGAAAAAAAAGAUUUGGUGAAUUUUGAAAGUACGUCGUCGAUCAACUUUACAAAUCGAUGUCAUGUGUGAAAUUAACACGUUUGGCCAAUUAUUAUUAUUAUUAUUAUUAUUAUUUUUAUUAUUAUUUCAAAACGUUCACGUUUAAGUAAUCCAAAAUGUAUUUUUAUUCAAUGUUACAUCAUUUCACUUUGGUGUGUGGCUAAAGUAUCUGUCGCUGUUCUUCUAAAACACCUUUACAGUAUCGACAAUACCGUAACAAAAUGUAAACGACGAAGUAAGCUAACGCAACGUUAGCAUGCAAAACGUGUCGUGCACUUUUUAAAAAGACUGAAGAAUUCUGACUUGUAUUUUUUUUUUUCUAAUGCAAUAAAUUCAUCGUAUAAUAUGUUUAAUAACGUGUCUAACUUGGGUUUUUUACAUUUAAAGUUGAAUGAAGUUAAAAUACUUGACUUAAAUGAAUCAGUUAGCGUCUGUUGGGUCCACUCGAAGCAUUUGAAGUGACUAGUAGAGUAAAAAAAAAAAUGUUGUUGAACGCUUCAUUCUCGGCGCUAUAGAUGCAAACCCCUCGGCGGCGUGUUGAAAUGCAUUCAAUCCCUUUUCAAACGUAAUAGAUUAAAACUAAUCGUACGUGCGAACCAUCUCUCCAGCCCAUUAACCAGGGAGCGAGGGAAACUACGUGACCCGGUGACACCGGCGGCAAUUGUGUUCCUCGAGCAGAGGAAAAGCAAAUAUCCUUGUGUGCAGAGCUCUGUUAC
Messenger RNA from Pseudoliparis swirei, 2681 nucleotides. It is a transcript of the gene atg4c, whose product is annotated as autophagy related 4C, cysteine peptidase. NCBI's taxonomy places the organism in Eukaryota, Metazoa, Chordata, Actinopteri, Perciformes, Liparidae. The transcript is spliced from 11 exons. The record is from RefSeq and is a predicted model, not a curated record. Gene Ontology annotation, molecular function: protein-phosphatidylethanolamide deconjugating activity. Bases 171 to 1580 code for a protein of 469 amino acids.